GUUCAGUGCUAGUGCUGUGCAGUGAAUGUAGUGAAGUGAUGUUCGCGUGAGCCGCCCAGUCAUGCGCCGGUCUGGGCCGAGCCCGUGGGCCUGGCUCGCGGUGCUCGUUGCGCUCGGCAGGACCACGGCAUAUACUGACACCGACGAGUUCCUUAGCGAUUUGGACAAACCAGUGCCAAUAUCGGACGUGCAAGGAGUGCUGGGGAAGAAAGCGUCGUUACCCUGUGAUAUUCAGCCACUGCACUCUGAUGACGCAGUGGUCAUGGUGCUGUGGUUCAAAACUGAGGGGGACGGAGAACCUCUUUACAGUUAUGACAUCCGUGGGCGUACCUUCAAUCAGCCAAAACUCUGGUCUUCACCAACGGUUUUCGGAAAUCGCGCGUACUUCCGCGGCGGUGCCACUCCAGCUGUUUUAAUGGUAGACAACGUGCAAGCCACUGACGCUGGGAUGUACCGAUGCAGAGUUGACUUUAAAAAUUCGCCUACCAGGAAUUUGAAGGUCAACUUUACCGUUAUAAUCCCGCCGAGUCGGCCAACAAUUUACGACGCGAAGAGACGAGACCGGACGAAAUUAGUCGAGCCGUAUAACGAAGGAUCCAACGUUUUGCUCAUUUGUGAGGUAGAAGGGGGUCGGCCUAGACCUCGAGUGACGUGGUACCUCGAGAACGUGGUAAUAGACGAUUCCUACGAACAGCGUCCAGAUGGUAUCACAGUCAACACUUUAACCUUCCCAAAUGUUGGAAGACAACAUUUGAAUGCAAGACUCGUCUGUCAGGCUGCGAAUACCAAUCUGGCACCACCAGAGACUAAAGUGUUGAUUCUGGACAUUAAUUUAAAACCCCUAACUGUGACGAUACUAAACAAAGAGAAGCAAGUGUCAGCUGAUAAGCGGUACGAGAUCGAAUGCAAGACGACCGGGUCACGACCCGAGGCUUACGUCACGUGGUGGAAAAACAACCGACAACUGAAGCGCAUGGCCAAAAACUUCUCGGAAAACAACGAAACACUAAGUGUCCUCACCCUUGUACCGAGUGUAGAAGACGACGGAAAGUACCUAACUUGCCGGUCCGAGAACAAGCACAUCCCUGACUCGGCGAUUGAAGAUAAAUGGAGACUUAAUGUGCAUUAUGUACCAGUGGUAGAUCUUAAAAUGGGUUCUAAUCUGAACCCUAAUGAGAUUAAGGAAGGCGACGACGUUUACUUCGAAUGUACUGUGAAGGCCAAUCCUAAGACGCAUCGGCUGGUUUGGUUCCACGACAAUAACGAAAUUUUCCACAAUGAGGGAUCAGGUGUAAUCCUAAGCGCCCAGAGCCUGGUCCUGCAAAGUGUUACCAGAGCUGCUGCAGGGGACUACACCUGCAUGGCUGCCAACAGCGAGGGGAAGGGUACCAGCAACCCUGUCACAUUGAUGGUUCGAUAUGCUCCCGUAUGCACAGAAAGAAGAGACGGUGAAUUAUUUGGUGCUCUAAAACACGAGACAGUAUCGAUACAUUGCUCAGUCGACGCCAAUCCGGCGCUGGUGUCAUUUCACUGGACGUUUAACAAUUCUGGAGAACAAACAGAAAUUCCUCCUCGAUUGUACAGCAGUCAUGGCCACACAUCCACUCUUAACUAUACUCCAACCACAGACAUGGAGUAUGGAACCCUCGCUUGCUAUGGAGCAAAUUCAGUCGGGCAACAGAAAGUGCCCUGUCUAUUCCAAUUGGUCGCCGCAGGUCGUCCAUUCCAAUUGCAAAACUGCUCGGUAGCAAAUCAAAGCAUUGACUCUUUGUACGUCGAGUGCGUCGAGAACUUCGAUGGCGGUCUUCCACAAAGCUUCCUGAUGGAGUUACGUGAACUGCCUACUUUGGCUCUCCGCUACAACGUAUCAACAAACCGCACGCCCCCCUACUUCGAGGUCCGUGGCCUUCCCCCCGGUGUCAGCUAUAGAAUCGACUUGUAUGCCGUCAACGCCAAAGGUCGAAGCGACGUAUCUACUAUAGAAACCGUCACCCUCAAAGGACAGGCCAAGUUUACUGGUGAAAGCAACACCCUGGGCAUGUCUCCAGUGUUGGCUUCCAUAGCAGCGAUGUCAGCUCUCUUGGCUACAGCGGUCUGCGGAGUACUAGCUGUGCUGUAUCGACGACAUUCGACCAGACACAGGCAUUUGCCUGCUAAGCACGCUCCUUUGAGUGAGCCUAUGUACACAGACAGACCUCCGCACUGUCCGACACCAGUCAAGCAAGAGCCCGACUCCCGCGCAAGCAGCGCGGAACCCCGAGGGGAGAGGGGCGUGCGGGGAGCGCUGCUGCAUGCACCAGAUCCUGCGGAUGACGCAGACCCCGACAUCAUACCUUCCUUGUAUGAACGGAGGCCCGUCUCCAACGGCUACAUGAGCCUGCAGAGGCCCCCGGCCUCGAGCAAGAUCAGCAAACCGGGCGAGGAUAUCCGCUCCGAACCCGAUGGUGGACCCUUCUUCACCGACUUUAGGAAGAAGGACUAUAGGAUACCUUUAACUAGUUCGUACCAUAGUUUAGGACGAGUUAACAAAGGAGUGAACGCAUGCAGCCCGAGUUCAGCAACAGGCGUGACGUCAUCUGCCACUGCGCACCGACUACGGCCAGAAGUCGUCACUACAUCACAUCGGGUGCAGGAGAGUUGUAUAUAAAAUGUUUAUAUAGAUAGUUAAUUUAUUGUAACGACUGUGUUCCUUAUUUCAAUUUGAAUAGAUUCCAUUGAAUACCGUUAGAAAGAUCGUUGAACCUUUCGAUGAAAUGAAUCGUUUGAAUAACAGUUCGGGCCUUGCAUUUACCAGUAUGUUCUAGCUGAUCGUUAAACCGUCAGGCGCAGCUGUAUGCCAUGUCACCGAAGGGCAUGUCGCGCGUGGGUGACUGCGAAACCCAAUCCGACCGAAUCCUAUGAACAUUAAAAGGUUAUUAAAAACGUUAAUGAAAUACGACUCUGUUGUUUUUCUCUUUAUUGAUUUAGGAACUUUGUGUUUUCGUUACUGGCAAAAUAAAUAAAGCGCUAUUGAUUAAAAUAACAACC
Molecule: messenger RNA, 3027 nt
Organism: Hyposmocoma kahamanoa
Lineage: Eukaryota; Metazoa; Arthropoda; Insecta; Lepidoptera; Cosmopterigidae
Product: hemicentin-1
Exons: 17
Coding region: 62-2647 (861 amino acids)
Molecular function (GO): protein binding
Source: RefSeq, a predicted model, not a curated record